AUGCCAAUAAAUUCUGUUAAUAACAAUGACAUUAAAAAAAAAGUCACAAAAAAUGUUAAAAAUCAUAAAUGUUUUGAUUAUACAAAUUCAUAUGCAAAAUCAAGUGUUGUUACAAUACCACAUAAAAGUAAACAAAUAACACCAGAAGAAAAAUUUAAACGUUAUUACAGUAAAAAUGUUGUAAUUUCAACAAUAAUAUCAUGUAUAUUGACACUAUUUGCAUUUGGAAUUUAUGAAAAACAAGGAUUUAGAAUUGCAUUUUUUAAAGUACUUCCUCGACAUUUAAUAGUAAACUGGCAUCAUAUUUUAUAUAGCAAACAUUAUCACAGUAAUAUUGAUAAUAUUGAUGAUUUAAAAAGGUCAAAUCAUCAAGUAUUUGUUGCCAAUGAAUUUAAGCAUUAUUUAAAUAAUUUUUCACGAAAUUAUAGUAUUUAUUUAGCAUCUGAUUUUUGUUCAUGUGUAUUGUUAAAUAAUUUAAAUGCAACAUGUGUUGGUCGUCGUGAUUAUGAAGCAGCAACAAGAUAUUAUUUACACAUGUCGAAAGAAACAGUUGCUGAUUUUAAUGAAACACAAUUAAUGCUUCUUGAAAAGUUUGGUGUUACUAGAAUUGCUCAUUUAUCUAAACGAGAACAGCAAUGGUACUCUCUCACUAUGGAUUUAGCACACGCAGUUCAAGUGGCUAAUUCCAAAAUAGCGACUUUAAAGAAAUUAAAAACACUUCAAAAGCUACCAUGGAAUCAAAUAAAUAAUCUUCCAGAAUCUAUUCAAACGUUUGUUUUAGGACAAGUAAAAAAUGCUACAAAAAAUGCAUAUGCGCGUCAGUGGUCUUUAGAAGAUAAGUUGACUUUUUAUGCCAUCAAGAAACAUAGCAACGUUGCAUACCAGUUCUUGUCUCAAAUAUUCUGUGUCCCUUGUGAAGAAACAAUACGUAAAUUUGGUGCUGAUAUUGUCUUUAAACCAGGACACAAUGAAGCAAUCUAUAAGUCAAUAGCUGAGCGGGCUCGUAGAAAAGGUUGGUCUCUACUUAGUUAUUUGAAUUUUGAUGAAACUUUCAUAAGAGCAGACCUGGAGUAUGAUCCAGCAUCUGGUACAAUUUAUGGUGUUACUGAUAAUGGUUCUGUAAGAGAGCAAACUAUUGCUAAUCAUGCACUGGUGUUUAUGUUAAAGAGUAUAACAGGUCAAUGGAAGCAACCAGUGUAUUAUUCUUUUUGUAGAUCUUCAUCUUCUACGUCUGAGAUAAAGACUGCGUAUGUGGAUGUUGUUCGGAAAGCUAAAGCUGCAGGCAUAAAAGUGAUAGGAUCUGUCUGUGAUCAGGGGGCUACAAACGUAUCUGCCAUGAAACAAUUGAGCAAGGAAACACGUUGUUUCAGGCACGAUGUUGAAACAGAUGAAAUUAUUAUAACCGUGGAUGGUCAUAAUAUAUUUCAUGUAUAUGAUAUUCCUCAUCUCAUUAAAAAUUUAAGAAAUAACUUACUGGUAAAAAAUUUGAUAUUCCAAUUACCAGGACAGAUAGAGCGUGAAGCUUGCUGGGAUCAUAUAGUAAUGGGGUAUGAUAUUGAUCGGAUUAAGAAUUCUAAAAAAUACCGAGAGUUGAGUAAACUCACUGAAUUGCAUGUAAGAGCAAAACUAAUUCCGAAAAUGAAGGUAAAGUAUGCUACUCAAGUAUUCAGCAACACUGUAGGAAAAAGAAUUCGUGCGAUGGCAAUAGAUAAAGCAAGUAUAAAAAACAAAAAUAACGACAUUAUAAAAGAAAUGCCACCAGAAGGAGAACAUACUGGAGAACUUCUUAUCUUUAUAAAUGAAGUCUUUGACAGUCUGCAAUGCCAAAAAAUUAGUACGUCAAGCUCAGACGACAUGUGGAACAAAUACAAAAACGUUUUCAAAUGGCAUAUGAAAAGUGAUUACUAA
Molecule: messenger RNA, 1908 nt
Organism: Aphidius gifuensis
Lineage: Eukaryota; Metazoa; Arthropoda; Insecta; Hymenoptera; Braconidae
Exons: 5
Coding region: 1-1908 (635 amino acids)
Source: RefSeq, a predicted model, not a curated record